Messenger RNA from Lichtheimia ornata, 1425 nucleotides. RefSeq lists its product as uncharacterized. Gene Ontology annotation, biological process: positive regulation of transcription by RNA polymerase II; negative regulation of transcription by RNA polymerase II. The record is from RefSeq and is a predicted model, not a curated record. The transcript is spliced from 2 exons. NCBI's taxonomy places the organism in Eukaryota, Fungi, Mucoromycota, Mucoromycetes, Mucorales, Lichtheimiaceae. Gene Ontology annotation, molecular function: DNA-binding transcription factor activity, RNA polymerase II-specific; zinc ion binding; RNA polymerase II cis-regulatory region sequence-specific DNA binding. Bases 1 to 1425 code for a protein of 474 amino acids.
AUGGACAAACCGGUAGGUUCUCCGAGUUUCCGCGAACAACAGGCUCAGCUUUAUCAGCUAUAUGCAUCAAAUUCUCUUUCCUUUUCUUCUCACCCAAUGGACGCUACUCCUACUACUACUACAACUACAACAAGUCCACUCUCAUCGCCAGCAUCAAAGCAACAACAGCAACAACAACAGCAGCCUAAACGCAAAUCCUCGAUUUCCGAAGACAAGUCGCAUGCCAAACAACGUAAAGAAAUGCAUGAAGUGUCAGCAACUCAAUGUGCCAAUUGUGGAACGACGACCACACCUUUAUGGCGACGAGCGCCUAAUGGCGAUACGAUUUGUAAUGCUUGUGGUUUAUACUUUAAAGCUCGCAACCAGUUUCGACCACCCACACUCAAACGCAACACACAUCAACGGCCCAAAGAGAUGGACAAAGGCAGCAGCAGCAGCAGCCUAGCAACCAUGAAUACGUUACAUGAUUGUGGGAGUGGACCCGAGAGUGGAACAUGUCCUGGUGGAGGGCAAUGUAAUGGCAGUGGAGGCAGUGAAUCCUGUGCUGGAUGUCCGGCAUUCAACCAACACCAAGUGAAUCGUCAAGCAUUGAUAUGUGCCAAUUGUCGAACAACGACCACGCCUCUAUGGCGACGAGAUGAAUCGGGGAACACCAUAUGCAAUGCGUGUGGACUCUAUUACAAGUUACAUGGAAUGCAUCGACCGGUUAGCAUGAAGCGUAGUGUGAUUAAACGGAGGAAACGGGUCGUUGUUGCCGAGACAUCUUCAUCAGCAUCGGCUUCACCACCAGAGGAAAAAUUGGAUGAAGUAUCAACAGAAGAUAAGCAACAUCAUCACCGCCAAGUCGUCGUACGAAAACAGCCAAAGAACAAAUCACCUACCAAGAACAACAACAAUCCAUCAUCAUCAGCAACAUCGCCACCGUUCAAACAUGAUGAAGUACCUCCCAUCGAAGAUUACAUUGUUCCCAAAAGACAAUCACCUGGCACAUCAACAUCAACAACAACACCAUUCAUGACAACUACCACAACAACAACAUCGUCACCAUCCGUAUCACCACCACCACCCUUAGUUGCUCCUCGACCAAGAUUACCACAACCCUCCAAUGGAAUCGAAUCGUUGCUACUUGCUGCCGAGGUGGAUGUGGAGACGACCACGAGUCAUAGCAACAGUAACAAUGGCAACAACACCACUCUUCUUCCGCCCAUUUCUCUACCGCCUCUUACCUCCUCCUCAUCAUUGUCCGAUUUUGACGACGCACUAGAUAGACUUGUUCGCUUACGUAGACAACCAUCAUCCCAGCAUACCUUACAACAAAUUGCUCCUCAAUUACGUGAUCUAGUACGUCGUGCCGAGGCUUCUUGUUUUCAACAUCCUCAUCAUCAUCAUCAUCAGCAGCAGCAUCAAGCUAGUACUCCAUUAUAA